GCGGGUCGGUCAGGCGGGGCGCGGCGGCGGCGGCGGCGGGGCCGGGCCGGAAGGGUCGCGGUUGGCCCCUCACCCACUGCGGCGGCGGCGCGGGGCGGCCGGACCCGCCGGGCUCCAGUCCGCGGCCGCCCUGCCCGGCGGCGGAGACCAGCACCAUGACCGACGGCCAGGGCGACGGCCAGUUCUGCAGCGUGCAGGUGGCGGACUCCACCUUCACCGUGCUCAGGCGCUACCAGCAGCUGAAGCCCAUCGGCUCGGGAGCACAGGGCAUCGUUUGCGCCGCCUUCGACACGGUCCUGGGGAUCAGCGUGGCCGUGAAGAAGCUCAGUCGGCCUUUUCAGAACCAGACGCACGCCAAGCGGGCCUACCGGGAGCUGGUUCUCUUAAAAUGCGUCAAUCACAAAAACAUAAUUAGUUUGUUAAAUGUGUUUACGCCACAGAAAACCCUAGAAGAGUUCCAAGAUGUGUACCUGGUCAUGGAGCUCAUGGACGCCAACCUGUGCCAGGUCAUCCACAUGGAGCUGGACCACGAGCGCAUGUCCUACCUGCUGUACCAGAUGCUGUGUGGCAUCAAGCACCUGCACGCGGCCGGCAUCAUCCACAGGGACCUGAAGCCCAGCAACAUCGUGGUGAAGUCCGACUGCACGCUCAAGAUCCUGGACUUCGGGCUGGCGCGCACGGCCUGCACCAACUUCAUGAUGACGCCCUACGUGGUCACGCGCUACUACCGCGCCCCUGAGGUCAUCCUGGGCAUGGGCUACAAGGAGAACGUGGACAUCUGGUCUGUUGGCUGCAUCAUGGCAGAAAUGGUCCUCCAUAAGGUCCUGUUCCCAGGAAGAGACUAUAUUGAUCAGUGGAAUAAAGUUAUUGAGCAGCUAGGCACGCCAUCGGCAGAGUUCAUGAAGAAACUCCAGCCCACGGUGAGGAAUUACGUGGAGAACAGACCGAAGUACCCGGGCAUCAAGUUCGAGGAGCUGUUUCCAGACUGGAUAUUCCCGUCGGAGUCGGAGAGGGACAAAAUCAAAACCAGCCAAGCCCGGGACUUGCUCUCGAAAAUGCUGGUGAUCGACCCCGACAGGCGCAUCUCCGUGGACGAGGCGCUGCGACACCCCUACAUCGCCGUCUGGUACGACCCGGCGGAAGCAGAGGCGCCACCGCCUCAGAUCUAUGACGCCCAGCUGGAAGAGAGAGAGCACGCCAUCGAGGAGUGGAAAGAGCUCAUCUACAAGGAGGUGACGGACUGGGAAGAGCGGAGCAAGAACGGUGUGGGCAAGGACCAGACUUCAGCACAGAUGCAGCGGUGAGCAGCCAUGCGUCCCAGUCGUCGUCCUUCAACGACAUCUCCUCCAUGUCCACUGAGCAGACCCUGGCCUCGGACACGGACAGCAGCCUGGACGCGUCCACGGGGCCCCUGGAGGGCUGCCGGUGAUGGCGGUGGCGGCCAGAGCGGGCGGCUUGCCGCACAGGAGCCGGGGCUUCUGCGGGGCCCGACAUCCCCCCCCCACUCCCAACCCCCACCCCGCGCCCUCUGCAUGUGAGAAACUCCACACCUCGCCCCGCUCGGCUCUGUGAAGGCUCCUGCGUAGACGGAGACGCAGAAGCAGGUCCCGCCAGGCCGGGCGCUCGGACCCGAGCCCAGCCCCACUGCAGAGGGCCUGGCCCGCUGCUUUCAGGCUGCUGCAGUUAGGACCCGGGAGUUCUGACACUUUUGUUAUGUUUUAAUUUAAUCCAUUUGUGAGGUCUUAGUGGCCCCGCCCCCCCCCCCCCAGAGUGCCUGUUGGGGACAGAGACGGGGACGUUUGCUUCAGUGUCCCGAGACCUGGCUUAGCUCCCCGCUUCCCGCUUGGCCCUCCUGGGCCAGAGCUCGAAGGCCGAACGGGACCCCAGCUCAUUCCCUAACUUACAUGGUCCAAGUGCUCCCACUUUCCUGACUUCAGCAGGAAAAGCACGAGCUGGACUAAAGAGAAGGGGGGGGAGCGUUUGGCCUCCUCAGGACGGGCCGACUCCGCUCGGGGAGGGCCCUCAGGUGCUUGGCUGGAGGGAAUCUGGGCUGGGUUCUGCACGGAGACUCCCCACCCCCCGCUGGGCCUCUGGACCUCACCUCUGAGCGUGGGCCUGGCCGGGCCCCUGAGCGGGCGGGCCGGUUCCCCAGACCGUGGGCUGGCAGACCCCGGGGCCCCCGCGCCCGCCUGCCCUGCCGUGGGAGAGACCUGGAUUCCGCUUCACCAAAGAUGACUCCCAACUGCUGGCUUGGCCGGGGGUCCGGGCAGGCCCACCCUCGCCCGCCCGCCUCUCCCGCCCCCGACAGUUCUGUUUCCUCUUUGUUCUGGGCUACACCCGUGGGUGCCUGGGGGCUCCCGGCUCAGGCUCAGGGAUCGCUCCUGGCGGUGCGGGACGGGCGUCCCCCCGCCUGGCUCUGGCCACCUCCUCCUCCUUCCUGCCCGGAGGCCCUGCGGCGGCCCCACUGUGGGAGAUGGAGGGAAACCCACCAGGCUGUGACACUGAAACCCAGAGGAGACCCGGCCUGCAGCCAGCCGGACUCGGGGUGUCCCGGCCCCCCUCUUUGCGCCUCACCCCCCCACGUCUCUCUUCCCAAUUCGCACUUUUUUUUUUGGCGUUUUACUGUCAAAACCGGGGGUGAAGACGAGGCUGCCGCAGGCCCCAGGAUGUGUUCAGAGCAGCAGCCAGUGGUUCCUCCACGACCCUCCAAAGGCCCAGUCCCCUCUCCGCCCCCCUCCCCACCCAGCCCUGGGUCCGAGCCCUGGGACUGGGUCCUCGGGUGGACGAGAUUCGUCAGAAAUGCUGACAGCAUUGCCGGCGACGAGCCUGGGACGGGGGGCGGGGGGGGGUUGACACCCAUGGGGGCCGGGGCCACAGGGAGUCGGGGAGAGAAUCCGCCUCGCGGCUUCUCUGCGGUGAGGCCGAAUCUCCCAGGAGGGAACAAAGGCGUGUUCAGAAUGCUUCAGGGGCGGCGUGGAGGGGGCUCAGCGGGAAGGGGCAGGAACAGACCCAGAGUGCCAGGGGUGUGGGCCCCCGCCCCCACAAGAAAGAAAAAUGCACGUGAGGGCUGGGGGAAGCUUUGCUGUGGUGGGGGUGUGUGUAUGUCAAGGACCCCCUUGGAGACGACCUCUCGUUCCCCCUGGGUCAUCAGCCGCAGAAACAGGAGUCCGGGGAGCCGGGGACAGCAGCCCUUCAAGUGAUGGAGGCCGGUGUCUGAGGAGACGGCGGCGAUGCUUGUCCACUGCCCCUCCCUCUCCCUCCCUCCCCCUCCCCCUCGAGCUUAGAGUGCUCCCCCGUUCUCCUGGUGGUGGGCGGGGGCUCCAGGCACACGGGGAAGAAGAGGCCCAGAGACCGCCCUGUGGCGUGGGGUGGGCUGGGGUCCCUGGGGGGGCCGGAGGAGGCACAGGCCGAGCCCAGGUGUGGUCAGGAAGCUGAACCCGCUCCGUCAGCCGUGUGAGGCGUGUGUGCGUGUGUGCGUGCGUGUCUGGUGGCUUUCAGUGUGACUCCCCCGUCUCGUGCUGGCUGUGUUUGUCCAGCUGUGACCGUCCAGACCGCCUCCACCCAGAGUAACACGGCUUCACGUUUCGUAAUCCACUUUGUGGUUGUGUGUUCCGGAUCGGUGACGAUAAUAUAGACGCAUUUUAAAAACCGA
Sorex araneus (European shrew) is the source of this 3652-nucleotide messenger RNA. RefSeq names its product mitogen-activated protein kinase 9 (gene MAPK9). Gene Ontology annotation, molecular function: ATP binding; JUN kinase activity. The record is from RefSeq and is a predicted model, not a curated record. Bases 156 to 1304 code for a protein of 382 amino acids. Gene Ontology annotation, cellular component: nucleus; cytoplasm. NCBI's taxonomy places the organism in Eukaryota, Metazoa, Chordata, Mammalia, Eulipotyphla, Soricidae. Gene Ontology annotation, biological process: protein phosphorylation; JNK cascade. The transcript has 12 exons.